AUGUCGUCCACCAGCAACGCCUCCAUUGACAAGUUCAACGGAGACAAUUACGCAACGUGGAGCCGGUACAUGCGCGGUGUGUUUUUGACGAAGUCCGUCUGGCACGUUGUCAACCGUGAAGUGACUCCGACUUUCACCGACCCGCGAGCGUCCGAUGACUACGUCAAGGCAAGCAACGUCGCGUUUGGUAUGAUGCUGCUGCACAUGAACGCGGACUACCAUCAUGUGCUGGACAACUGCGAGGAAGCCUGGGUUGCGUGGACAAGUCUGAAGACGCUGUACGGUGGGUCGCAGAAGGCAGGACGCAUCUACCUCAAGCGACAACUUUUCAGUAUCAAGAUGGCUGAAGGCGCGAACGUCAUGCAUCACUGCAACGAGGUCCUCAACAUCUCCGCCAAGCUUAGCGGCAUCGGUGCGAAGAUGGAAGACGAAGACGUUGCAAUUUGUCUGCUACUCAGUCUUCCGAAGAGCUACGAAAAUGUGGUGCUCAACAUGGAAAUGAGCAGCACCGAGCUUCGCACUCAAGAUGUGGCGAGAGUCCUGACGAAUGAGCAUGCCAAGCGUCAAGGAGAAAAAGGGACAACGACAGCGACUACGGUGAAGGCUGAAGAUGCAAGCAAGGCAUUCAGCGCCGAGCGUGAGCCCUACCAAUGCACGUAUUGUGGCAAGGUGGGACACACGGUGGAUCGUUGCUGGACAAAGCAGAAGAACGAAGGUCGGGGAGCCCGACGCGGCGGCAAUGGUCGUGGACGCGGGGCUAACAAUGUCCAGUGGGGACAUCAUAAUGAAGGCAAUGGCUACGAUCGAGUGGCGUUUGCAGUCUCGUUCGAAUGUGGAGUUUCGACGAGCAAGGACGUGUCUGGAAUGUGGGCCGUCUGUUGCAUUGUAGAUCGGAGCGAGGAAAGCGGAGCAAACGGAGCGGAGAGACCGAAGAGAGUAGAGCAGAAAACACUUGCCCAAUAG
Molecule: messenger RNA, 963 nt
Organism: Peronospora matthiolae
Lineage: Eukaryota; Oomycota; Peronosporomycetes; Peronosporales; Peronosporaceae
Source: the annotation of a GenBank genome assembly